Branchiostoma belcheri (Belcher's lancelet) is the source of this 2395-nucleotide messenger RNA. RefSeq names its product alkylated DNA repair protein alkB homolog 8-like. Gene Ontology annotation, molecular function: S-adenosylmethionine-dependent methyltransferase activity; tRNA binding. Gene Ontology annotation, biological process: tRNA wobble uridine modification. Bases 133 to 2220 code for a protein of 695 amino acids. The record is from RefSeq and is a predicted model, not a curated record. NCBI's taxonomy places the organism in Eukaryota, Metazoa, Chordata, Leptocardii, Amphioxiformes, Branchiostomatidae. The transcript has 13 exons. Gene Ontology annotation, cellular component: nucleus; cytoplasm.
ACCACCCUUACUGUUGGUGAAUUCACUUAAAAAGAAGCAGGUUAAUGUGUAAACAGCGUCUCAAGUCAGUUCCGGGUGUAUCACACACCCUUGGAUGUCUUGAGUGGUCAAAGUUCAGAGGUCGAAAACAAGAUGGCGGCGCCCAUGGAUCAGGAAAGUUGCGCCGUGAAAACAAAACUCACGAAGUCGGAGAAGAAGGCUUACAAAAAACAGAACAAGGCGCGACAGACUUUAUUACGGCACGAAGGCAUCAGUACGAGCAGUGAAGCAACCAAGCACCUGGUUGUGGCCAACGCAGGACUGAGUAAUGGGGUACAUCGAGAGGAGUUGUGGAGACUAUUCCAGACCCUCGGGGACCUACAGGACAUCGUCAUGGUUACGGGGAAACCGUACGCUUUUGUCUCCUAUGCCGACCAGCAGUCAGCUGCUGCAGCGUACGCAGCCUUCAAUGGGAGGAUGUUGAAAAGUCCAGAAGAGCUGCAACAGCCUAAUGUCACGUUUUAUUUGAACCACAUUGAGAAGGUCCCCUCCCAGAGAGUUGCAGGGUUAGACCUGCCCCCAGGUCUGCGGUUAGUGGAAGACUUCGUCAGUCCUGCCUGUGCAGCCAGACUGAUGGAGGGGCUGGGCUGGAGCACAGACAAUCAACAACAGACGGAUGCUGAACAAGCUUUGAAGCACAGAAGAGUGAAACAUUUCGGCUAUGAGUUUAGAUAUGAUAACAACAAUGUGGACAAGGACAAGCCCCUCCCGGGUGGCCUUCCUGAUUGGUGCAGUCCGGUGAUUGACAAGAUGAUGUCAGAGGGACACAUCAAACACAGGCCUGAUCAGAUUACAGUCAACCAAUACCAGCCUGGACAGGGAAUCCCUCCCCAUGUUGAUACCCACUCAGCAUUUGAGGAUGAGAUUUCUUCCCUAAGUUUGGGUGGACAGACAGUUAUGGACUUCAAGCACCCCAGUGGAAAAAGAGUUCCUGUUGUUUUACCUGCCCGCAGUCUGCUGGUCAUGUCUGGAGAGGCUAGGUACCUGUGGACACAUGGGAUCAUUCCCAGGAAGUUGGACCCCGUUCCUGUGAAGGGGCAGGAAGAGUCCAUUACACUAGCCAGGAGGGAGGUCCGCACAUCUUUCACCUUCAGGAAGAUCAGGCACACGCCUUGUGACUGCAAGUACCCAUGCCAGUGUGACUCCCAGCUACAGCAGACAGGUCCAUCUCUACCCAGGACUGAGGGGGAGGCAGGUCAGCUGGAGCAGCAGCAUGUGCACCAGGUAUAUGAGGACAUCGCUUCUCAUUUCAGUUCUACCCGACACUCCCCUUGGCCACGGGUGGUUGACUUCUUAAAGACAGAGCCUGUGGGAGCUCUAGUGGUGGAUGUAGGUUGUGGUAAUGGAAAGUACCUGGGAGCCAACAAGGAUGUGUACUCUCUGGGGAAUGACAGGAGCAGUGGCCUGGCUAACAUCUGCAGGGACAGACAGUUGGAGGUGUUUGUGUGUGACGCCAUGUCUGUGCCGGUCAGGACUGGUGCUGUAGAUGCUGCCAUCAGUAUAGCUGUCAUCCACCACUUCUGUACACAGGAAAGAAGACUGAAAGCUGUGAAGGAACUGGCCAGACUCCUCAAGCCAGGAGGGAGGGCCCUUAUCUAUGUCUGGGCUUUUGAGCAAGAAUACAAGAAUGUCAAGUCCAACUACUUAAAGGACACCAAAGAGCACCAGAAUGGUGAUGUAGGAGACAAGAGCAGCACGAGACCCACCCAAGAACAACAAGGUGCAAGUCUUCCCAUUCAUGUCAACAGAACCUCCUUCAAGACCCAAGACAUGCUGGUUCCUUGGCACUUCAGGGAUGGUGCAAAGAAACAACAGAGGGGCUCUCAGCCAGGCCUUCAAGUGCCGAGUAACUCAGGCAGAGAAAAGAAUCCAGAGAGAGACACAAGAGAUUGCACAGAAGAGACGAACUUGGACAGGAACAGUGAGCAAAAUUCUGACAAACCAUUGGAAGUGGGGAAUCACAAGAAGCAGGAUUCAGAGGAGGAAAAUGUCAAAAGUUGUUCUGGUGCUUGUGCGUCAGAUUGCCAGCAGAGCCAAGAUGAGCCAGUCUACCACAGGUUUUACCAUGUUUUUAAGGAUGGAGAGUUGGAGGAACUCUGUAACAGUGUGCCUGGUGUUUCAGUUGUAGACAGGUACUAUGACAAAGGCAACUGGUGUGUGGUAAUACAGAAAUGUUUGUAGGCAAAGACAGUGGAAAAUGACAGAUGUACCUUGGAAAGGUUGUGCACAAAUGAAAUCUCUGUUAACCAAGUAAUUACUUGACAGUAAACAAUGAUUGUCUUUUAUUAUUACAGUAUACCGGUAUCACGUGUACAUCACAUUUUUUAAAUCAUAUCCCUUCCUGGUCCAGAGAAAC